Molecule: messenger RNA, 1569 nt
Organism: Drosophila serrata
Lineage: Eukaryota; Metazoa; Arthropoda; Insecta; Diptera; Drosophilidae
Molecular function (GO): lipid binding
Source: RefSeq, a predicted model, not a curated record
GUUGUCGGUCCUCAGUGCGUGUUUGUCCCGAGUCGAGAGUAGAGUUCCCAGAAUCCACAGCGGAGAGGCUGGCGCGUUCCGUUCCCCUUGUUUUUGCCACACUGAUAAGCAGAAGUUCAACCUAAACCCGGGCAAGAUGAAGCCGCUGAUAGUGAUCGUACUCGUGGGAAUGCUGACGAGUAGCUGCCACCUUGCCCAUGCCCAGGAUGCUGUCGAUGACGCCGUCGAACAGGAAGCGGGCGAUCCAAAUGACGCAGAUAACAUUGAAGCCAGCAAGGUUCGUAUUGCUGCGCAGGUUGAAGCCAUGCUGGAGCAUUUCCAGCAGGAGGAUCCGACGGGCCUGCCCGGCGUGCCCAUUCCCGAUCCCAUGGAGGUCCCCGAUGUUAAGAAGAGCCUGGGAAUGGGCACAUUGGUGAUGAAGGAUGUGAAGGCCCACGGUUUGUCCAAGUUCCGCAUCGACAAACUGAACUUGGACUUGAAGGAACUGAAGAUCAAUGGUGGCCUUCAAUUGGAUGAGAUGCUGUGCAAGGGCAAUUAUGAGCUUGCCACCUUCUUUUCGAAGACCAAAGGACCCUUCACCGUGCUCCUGAAAAAAGUCUAUGCAGAGGCAACGGCCUACUUGGCGGUCGAACGCGACGGCCACUUGGACACGGACCGCGUCAGGAUCGACAUUACCUUCGCCGACAUGGCCAUGGACUUCCAGAACCUCGGUUUCCUGGGCUCAGUUUUCCAGAGCGUGGUUAACUCAGCUCCCAAUCUAGUGUUCGACGCCAUGAAGCCGUUCAUGCUCCAGGAGGCGGAGAAAAAGAUGCGCCUGGAGAUUGCUAAUAUGAUCCAAACGUCGCUUGGUGACCGCAAGCUGCCCAACUCCAUCACACCGCUGGACAGCGCCAUCGCCAUGGGCCGAAAGAUAGUGCGCCAGAAGGGUUACGACCCGUACCAUUUGCCCGAUAUGAAUCGCACGAUGGGCGUGUUCAGUGUCCAGCUGGCCCACACCUGGAUCAACGGCGUCUCGAGUUUCUAUCGCGUUGGCAACAUCACCGCCGGCAUGGCCAACAAGACGGUGUCGGUUCUCCUGCAGCUGGGCACUCAGCAGAUAACAGGCGCCGGCCAGUGGGAGGUAGGCCUGGGCAUGAUGACACGCGUGGGACAUGUCCAGUUCACCGUGCAGCACAUCCGUGCCACGGUCGGCAUAAGCCAGUCCAUGGAUACGCGUAAGCGGGCACAGGUCACCGAUCUGCAGUUCGACAUGGGCAAUAUCCAGGUGCGUUGCGACGGAGCUGGCACCUUGGACUACAUCAUGGAGUUCCUGGUGAACGUGAUACCCAAUCUGUUGCGCUACCAGAUCAUGGACGCCAUUGAGAACCCGAUUAAGCAGCGCGUGCAGGAGAAGUUCAAUGCCAUCGAUGUGGAGCAGGUCAUCAAGCUGAUGGCUCAGAAGUACGAGGAAGAGGGCAGCGAAUUCACCUUCGAUCCGAAGCUGUUGGGGUUCUAAGCUAGAGAACAAGAGAGAGAGAGUGUUUGCAAUAAAGGUUUAUCUUUAUCCCAGAAGAUCGGGAGUCAUCACAA